UUUUCUCCAAUCCACUCCCGAUUACACGCCGUAUCUAUCAAGCACGAUGGCGUCCGACCUCCGGCGCUACGUGCUGAGCCUGCCAGACUAUUCGGACCCGUCUUCAGCGUCAUCGCCCCUGCCGUCUCUCUAUGCGGACCUCGCGACUCGACGAGCGUCAAAUCGAGCCUCGUUCGAAGCGAGCGUGGCCUGGUGGAAAGACGUCCUGUUUGGGGCUUGCUUCAAGGGCGCACAAGUCGCUGGUCCCAGCACCGGAACUGAGACAAAACGGAGUGCAGAUCGGCUCGUCCUGCACGUGGGGUCCAAGCUGCUCGAAGAUGUCAGCAUCGAUGAGGUCGGCCGACCGUUGGGACUUGGCACGGUCGUUGAGGAGCUCCGAGCAUCGUCGCAUCUCCACGCCCUGUCCGGCUUCUUGAAGAGUCAGACGCCUGUCCGAGGACCCAGCUCUUCUUCCUUUUCGUAUGCCUCUGUGGCGGGUACUUUGGGCUCGCUGGCCACUAGACCGCUAAGCUGGGCAUUCUCGCAACUGACGCUUAGUCUCGGCCUCACAAAUGACGGCUCGGAAGAUGCGGGAAGAGAAGACUGGAAGCGCGCCCAGGGCGACUGGGUCAUCUGGGACAAUGUCGAGGCACUCGGGGAAGCAGUCUUGGCGAUACAUCGAGCCUCGCCAAGGCUCUCGCCGCUCGAGUCGCUCUUUUCCACCUCGUCUUUUCGCCGGUCCGUCCUUUCUGAUGCGCUCGAGUCGCUGGGCCUUCCUUCCAAGAGCCUAUCUGACGUCGAUCUGCGCGUGCUCCUCACGCACCUUGCGCGGGACAGAUCCGUGGCGCUGGUGCACGGCGAUGUCGUCAAGCUCGAGCACGUGCAGGGGGAGCCGCCGAGCCCCAUCAGCGAGCACGAGCGAGGCAUCGUAAAUGUCCGUGAGACGCAUGCCAGGCUCGAGGAGCAAGUGGCUGAGAUUGAGUCACGGAUCAAAGAGCGACAAGCCAAGGUGGAAGCGUCUCUGCGGGCAAAGAAUAAGGAGCAGGCCCUGUCCUACCUGCGCUCCCGAAAGGCAUUGGAGGAGCUUUUGCAGCGGCGCGUGGCCUCGCUCGAGACGCUCCACGGUGUACUCGUCAAAAUUGAGCAGGCGGCUGGCGAUGUCGAGAUUGUCAAGGCGUACGAUCUCUCGACGGCUUCGCUCAAGACGCUGCUGGCGGACGAGAGGCUAAAAGUCGAAAAUGUCGAGGGGACCAUGGACAACAUGCAGGAGGCGCUUGCAGAUGCAGACGAGGUCAGACAGGCCGUCGAGGUGGGACAGGAUGGUAUGCGACACGCCGCUGGUGUGCCGGACAUCGACGAGGACGAGAUGAACGAGGAGCUCGCUCGCCUGGAGGAAGAGAACAGGCGGGAAGAGGAAGAGAGAAAGAGAAAGGAAGAGCAGAGAAAGAAGGAGGAGGAAGAGAGAAAGGAAAAGGAGAAGAGGGAGGAGGGGAAAAGGCAGAGGAUAGAGAAGGAGAGAAUAGAGGAGGCCGAACGACAAAAGGCGGCACAAAAGGAGAAGGAACAGGAGCAGGAGAAGGAACAGGAAAAGGGUGGGCAGCAGGAGCAGGCCAAAGAGGCUCAAACGGCCGAAUGA
This is a messenger RNA of Acaromyces ingoldii, 1615 nucleotides long. RefSeq lists its product as hypothetical. The coding region runs from base 47 to 1615 and encodes 522 amino acids. The transcript is spliced from 3 exons. The record is from RefSeq and is a predicted model, not a curated record. Gene Ontology annotation, cellular component: multivesicular body; ESCRT III complex. Lineage: Eukaryota; Fungi; Basidiomycota; Exobasidiomycetes; Exobasidiales; Cryptobasidiaceae. Gene Ontology annotation, biological process: vesicle budding from membrane; late endosome to vacuole transport via multivesicular body sorting pathway.